Messenger RNA from Setaria italica (foxtail millet), 3212 nucleotides. RefSeq lists its product as uncharacterized. The record is from RefSeq and is a predicted model, not a curated record. The coding region runs from base 712 to 1398 and encodes 228 amino acids. NCBI's taxonomy places the organism in Eukaryota, Viridiplantae, Streptophyta, Magnoliopsida, Poales, Poaceae. The transcript has 2 exons.
CUUUCCUGUAGGUUUCUUUCCAAGGUAAUGGAAGUGGUCAAUUAAAUACGGGUGAGCUAAUGGUCAACUAAAUACGGAUGUGCUAAUGGUCAAUUAAAUACAGAAAAAUCUUUGCCAUAGCACAUAGGCAUCUGGAUCCAAAACAAGACGCGUUCGUUUUUCGUUUCAAAAGAGAGAGCGGGGAGCGUUUUAUCUAGGUCUAUGAAGUUUUAAAGUGCUUAUCUAAGUCCACGUUCUAAUAAAGAGCGAUCGUAGAGGUUCAUGCACGUCCACGGAGAUAUCUCUUUUGCCUACGUGGCGACGCCAGUGUGGCAACAAGUUGAAAAAAAAACCCAAUCCAUCUUCCAUUUCUUACACUCUCUCGUCCUCGCUCCCGUCCCUCUUGCGCUGAAGAGCUCGCCGCCGGCGACCUCGUGGGUAAUGAGACCUACACCGGUCAACUCGUCACAGCCGCGUGACAUCGCGCCAGGCCAGUAGGCGCACAUCCGGAGCUCCACGGCUGCGGUGAGCACGAGAAAGGCCACCAGGGCCACGGCUGCCGCCGGAUGAGGAUGCGGCCACGGACACGCCGAAGAGGAGCGCGACUGCGCAAGGGAGAUGGAAGGCGGCGGCAGCGUCGGCUCCGGAGUCCGCCGCGGCCGGCCAGAGCGCGGGCCGCACUGCUGCUCCGCGCCCUCCGCCUCCCCGAGGGCCGGGGCGGCGUGAGGCCGGAUGCCGCCGACAGGGAGCUGCGCAACGGCGACGAGUGUAGCCCCCAGGCCUCGGCGCGCGGCCGCUCCCGGUGGCAGGCGGGACGUGCUGGGGAGCCGCAGUGGCUGGGCUGCGAGCUCUGACGUCGACGGCGGGGGCGACGUCGGCGUCGGCGGUGAGCUCUCAGACCUCGACGGCGCGGCCACGCUUGCGGCCGGCGGCGGGGGCGGCGUCAGCGGCGCACUUGCCCCAAGGGCCGCGGUGGAGCUCCAGCCGACGCUGUCGCUCCCGCUGCGGCGGAGCUGCUCGGCGAGCUCCGCGGAGGGGUCGCCGAGCCCCUGGGACACGCAGCACCAGCAGCGCGGUGAGCCCGCCGUGGACCGGCGGCGCGGUGAGCAUGCUCGCGGCGUCCGCGUCAAGGUCGCUCGACCUCGCCCAGCGUCGGAUGAGAUGCAGAGGCCGCCGCCCGCACGGCGCGCCUACGUCCGUCAGCGUCACCAUCCCCAGCCUGUCCAGGAAGAAGCUCUCGGGUCUCCACCUCUGAAAGUGGGAGCUCCUCGUGUUCGUGCUCAUCUGCGGCCGCCUCGUCUCCGGCUGGCUCAUCCGCUUGCCGUCUUCUUCGUGGAGCACAACUUCCUGCCACAGGUCACAACAUGUGCGAGAGGGACGGGUGAGAAGAUAGAUGUGAGAGUGAGAAAAGAAAGAUAGAGGGGUCUUUUUUUCAAUUUGUUGCCAUGCUGGCAUCGCCACGUAGGCAAAAGUGCCUCCGUGGACGCCCGUGGAUCUCCACAACCACUCUUUAUUAGAUCUAGAUCUAGAUGAGACGUCGGGAAUGGUUAACGGACCUCCGGUGGAAUUCACUCAGCUUCAAAAUGGGAAGGUGGCAGGCUAUUGCUAAACCGUUUCCUGUGACCUGUGGGCCAAAAGCUUUAAGGUAGGCCUUACUGCCAGCCCAGAAGCCCACACCACGCCGAGAGCCGGCGCACGCGGGCCCCGCUUCACCUCCGCUCCGCUUCCUGCCUCCUCGAACUCCGCCCCGAGGUAAGGGAAAACGGAAGGCCGCUCCAGCGGCGACGCGACUCGUGCGCCACCGGGAAGGCUGAGGGGGGUGGGGUGGGUGUGGCGCAGCCGAGGACUAAGAUCCCGCUGCCGCCGGUGGGCUUCCCCUUGACCAGCAAUGGGCGUGGCGGGGCGCUACUGCGUCACACCGCAAAGGACUCCCUAGCGUGGCGUCCGUCUCCAUAGUUCACAGUGAGCACCGAGCAAAUGCAUCUGCGACCUCGCCGCCGUUAAUGUCUCCGUCGCUUCGCUUCCCUGUCUCUCCUCCAUUGCCGCUGCAUUCGGGUUCGAUAUCAUUUGUUGCAUCAAUUUCCGCUCAUCAGUGUGAGUGCCCUCCACAUCUAGCGUGCUCUAGUUUUGCUCGCCUACAUUUGGAUUGGGUGCCGCCGUGCCGCUGCUGGAUACCCGUGGAGUAUAUUACUAUUUGUCUAGUGCAUCUGUCAUUCAGUCAUUGUCGUGGUAGAUUCAGCUAGUGAUCCCAAUUCCCAGUUCCAAAUGCCCAUCAACUAGCAGUUGAGUGAAACGCCAAUGUGUGUGGUCCCUGAUUCUCAUUUUAUAUUUGGCCGUUCUUUGCUGGAAACAUUGUGACCAAGAAAAUUGUGUCCAUCACACUAGUUUUUUCCGGACGAGUUUAACUUCUUACUUCUGCCACGUAAGUUUGUUUUACGUCUGGUAUCCAAAAAGAACUAAAAAAUGCCUCGAAUUCACACUCGAUGUUUAACGUCCUAGUCCUAAUCCUAACCAGUAUCUGCAGUAAUGCUUGGCUGCUUUGUGUCCGUGUUGACUGUAUGUCUGGAUGCUAUCUUGGGAAGUACGUGAACAAUAACGAGUAUCUUUGUGUAAGGUAGAUAAAACGAUAAGAAAAUAUUGUUGAGUUGACCACAAAACAACUACAAAGUGACCUCUUUUUUUUUCAGCCAGAUACUGGAUCACUUCCAAAAGAUGAAAUGGUAAAUUAAAACUCCUGUAUUUCUUGAAAAGUUUCAAGACAAUGUAAUUUCUGCGUUUAGAUCCUUCUAUUAUUCCAGCAUAUUCAACUAAUUCCUUACCUCACCUGUUGUGUUUUCCUGUCAGUGCAAAGGGCUAUUAAGAAUUGAUUGGUGAUCUGGACUCAAUAUCAGGACUUGUUUGGGUUUCUGAACCAGAUAUUAUAAGCUCCAUUGAAAUUUCAUCUUCCUGUGGAUAGGAGCUGUCAUCUGAAUCAUUGAGAUGUGUCAGAAAGGCUAUUAAAAGGGCAGAAGUUGCAGCAACCCCAAAAACUAGAAACAGUCCUGAGAAGCUGCUGAAGUUGAGACUGCUUGAACUGAUCACUGUACCAUCAUUUUGACAGGCAUUUUUGUCCCCAGUCCAUUUCUUCUCUAUACGAAUAAUAUCAUCCCCUUCUGUUAUGCUGAGGAUUGCCCUGGAUAUGUCAUAGACUAGAGGGGAUCUCUUAGGAAAUGCCUGUACAAAAAAGGUAUAAC